AUGGUUGACUGUGGUCCAUCCUGUGCUGUCCCAUCCUGCGCUUCCACCCCCACUGUUGGGUUUGGCUCAGCAGGAGGUCUUGGCUAUGGUGGUCUCGGCUCUGGAUGGGGAGGUCUCGGCUAUGGAUGGGGAGGUCAGGGCUUCGGAUUUGGAGGCCUGGGCUAUGGAUAUGGAGGUGCUGAAAGAGCAGCCAACCUUGGAGUCCUGGCAGGAGUUGCCCCAUCAUGCGUCAACCAGAUCCCACCAGCAGAGGUCGUGAUCCAGCCACCUGCCUCCGUUGUGACCAUCCCAGGGCCCAUCCUCUCUGCCAGCUGUGAGCCUGUGGCUGUUGGAGGCAACACUCCAUGUGCUGUUGGUGGUUCCGGGAUCGUAGGGGGUUAUGGCUAUGGAGGGUGGGGCUAUGGGUCUGGCCUCCUUGGAAGCUCUGGGGGCUGGGGCUAUGGUUUGGGCUACGGGAAGGGGGCACUCCUUGGAAGGAGGUUUGGGCGUCGUGGUAGCAUCUGUGCAUAG
Molecule: messenger RNA, 510 nt
Organism: Zootoca vivipara (common lizard)
Lineage: Eukaryota; Metazoa; Chordata; Lepidosauria; Squamata; Lacertidae
Cellular component (GO): intermediate filament
Molecular function (GO): structural constituent of cytoskeleton
Source: RefSeq, a predicted model, not a curated record